Paramecium tetraurelia is the source of this 882-nucleotide messenger RNA. RefSeq lists its product as uncharacterized. Lineage: Eukaryota; Ciliophora; Oligohymenophorea; Peniculida; Parameciidae. The transcript is spliced from 3 exons. The record is from RefSeq and is a predicted model, not a curated record.
AUGAGUUUGUCAUUUUCUUCAUUUGGAAAAAUUCUUGAAAAAACCAAACCAAUCGCAGUUGAUGAAGUUAUAAAUCUCAAUGGACACAUUCUACCCACUAUUUAAAAGGAUAAGAACAAGCUCUAAAUGUUUUCUCUGUUAAGAAAAUUUGAAGGGAGACAGGUAAACGAAUCGUUUCCAUUUAAUUCUGUCUCUAGGAGAGCUAAACCAGCUCUGUGUUGUUUAAUGCCUGAGAAAUCAUACGAAGCAAAAUACACACCAAAAUUUGAUGUAGUUUAGUGUAAGUCUCCUUCUUUUGAUUUUGGAUAAAGAUCUAAAAGUUAAAUCAGAACAAGGUCUAUCUCAAUUUGUAGUCAAGAUUACUAUAUCGAUUAAUACACAUCGUUUAGAACAAUAUCAAAAUCAUCAAAAGGGUAAGCUGAAAAGAAAAGCACAAGCUCUCAAACAAGAGAAGAAUGUCCCAAAUUUUAGCAUUACUUAAAAGUAUAACUUACAAAGAAUAAGAGAAGCAAAACUAAUAAUUGCUCUCCUGAUUUCAACAAAUAUACAGAUCGGAAGUGUAAUUAGAGAGAGUUUUUACAAUAAUAUGAUUUACUAGGAGUAAAUUAUGCAAGAAUAAAUAAAAGACUUGAUGUGGGGUAUGUUGAGUUUGGUAAAUUUACUGACAAAGUAGUCAUGAAGUAAGACAGAGCCGAAACACCUCCAUCAGUUCGUUUGGAUUACGACUUUGAUAAGCCAAAAUAAGUCAGAAACAUUUAUUUAAGCAACAAUAAACCAACGCAACCAAAACUAAAGCCUAAGUUACUACUACCAUUAAUUAAUGAUUCUAGGUAAAGAUAUGUAAAAAGAAUGCAAGAGUUAAUUUCCUGGUCGAAUUAAUGA